UACGCACCCCUCCGGCUAACCUGCGCACCUGGGGCUGGCUUCUUCGGCUCUCCUUCACACCCCCCAGCUCUCGAUCUGUCACCAUCCACCAUUUCCUUCGACCUCUCUCUCUCUCUCUCUCUCUAGAUAUAUUUAUAUAAAUGUAUAUGUAUAUAUAUUACAUACAGGCAUCUUCGUCUCGGUGGUAGACACGAACUUUCACUGGCUUACAUUUCUCUAACAUGCGCCCCCUCCUCUUCACCACCAUGCCCUCCAAUUCCAACUCCUCCUCGAUAUUCCCCAAACCCCACAGAUCUUCUAACCCCAAUCCUAAUUCUAACCCUAACCCCGCCCUCUGCAAGCACUCCCCCUCCGCCACGCUCGACCUCCUCAUCCUUAUCCUGGUCCUCUUCUCCGGCUCCUUCCUCCUCUCCUCCUACUUCUCCUACCUCUUCCACUCCAUCUCCCUCCUCCUCUCCAACUUCUCCCCACUCCUUCAACAUGUCUCUGUCCCUUACCUCCUCUCCUUUAUCCUCUUUUUCGCCGUCUCCGCCGCCCUCGCUGACUUCUGCUGUGGCGCCCGAUCCAGGCGCUGCCGAAACCCUGGCUGCAAGGGCUUGAAGAAGGCCAUGGAGUUCGAUUUGCAGCUGCAGACCGAGGACUGCGUCAAAUCCGCCGCCAAGUCGAAGGAGAUCGAUGGCUUGCCCUGGAAAGGCGGCAGCGAAUCUAACCCCGAUUACGAAUGCCUCCGAUCCGAGCUUAGGAAGAUGGCCCCGCCCAAUGGCCGCGCCGUUUUGCUCUUCCGCUCACGCUGUGGCUGUCCCGUCGCCAAGCUUGAGGGCUGGGGGCCCAAGCGUGGCAAGCGGCAUAGGAAGGCUGUGGCGGUUAAAGGAGGAGAUCAUCGCUGAUUGUUUGUGAUAUAUUGUCGGGGUCUCCACUUUAUAUAUUCACCCUCUACUAAGAUUCUAUAUGUACGUUCUUACUUCAUUCUCAAUGACUUGACUCAGUUACCAAAACAAUAUUUUUUUUUUAGUCCUUAUAAUCCCCCAUGGCGCUUCUAUAUAUAUGUAUGUCUCAAACAAUCUUCUCUGCAUCUGGCAUUACCUUGGAAGAUUGUCUCCCUUUUGUGGAAGGAUAUACCAAAUUUAAUGCAAAUAAAGAUAUAUGCAAUGCCCAA
This is a messenger RNA of Carya illinoinensis, 1156 nucleotides long. RefSeq lists its product as uncharacterized. The coding region runs from base 222 to 887 and encodes 221 amino acids. NCBI's taxonomy places the organism in Eukaryota, Viridiplantae, Streptophyta, Magnoliopsida, Fagales, Juglandaceae. The record is from RefSeq and is a predicted model, not a curated record. The transcript is spliced from 2 exons.